This is a messenger RNA of Haemonchus placei, 2198 nucleotides long. The record is from the annotation of a GenBank genome assembly. NCBI's taxonomy places the organism in Eukaryota, Metazoa, Nematoda, Chromadorea, Rhabditida, Trichostrongylidae.
CUGUACCGCCCUUUCGACCCGCCCCGCCCCGAUAUCAUUUCGACGCGCCGCGCACGCCCGCGCUUUUUCCAUUUUUUUGGCCGUUCAAACUCGCUAAAAUGGAACAACUCAUAUGGCCACAUCAAAGUUAUUUUCUGCAGAAAAUUCGUCCGUCCUGAUUGCGUCUCCGAUCCAACGGUAUGCCAUGGAAAUGCCUCUUGUGAUCACCAUACUCGUCAAUGUUCGUGCAACCUCGGACACAUUGGAGAUGGUUUCGUAUGCAACCCAGACCCACAGGAUUGUGUCCUUCGUAAAGAUCUAUGCAGUCCGGAAGCAUUGUGCAUUGGAAGACGUUGUAGAUGUGUGGAAGGAUUUACUGGUGAUGGCAUCAAGUGUGUAUCCCUCUAUCAACGAUCCGUCAACUGUUCUGAAUGUGAUGCAAACGCUCACUGUAACGAUGGAAUGUGCCAGUGCAACGUUGGCUACUUUGGUAACGGUCUGUGUUGUGUACCUGAUCCACGAGACUGUGUUCACUUCUCGGGUGUAUGUCAUCCGGAUGCUACGUGCGAUCGAGAUGAAAGGGUCUGCAAGUGUAAUACAGGCUUCCUUGGCGACGGCAUCUCAUGCUUCCCUGUUCGCUCCUGCCGUUCCGAUCCGAACGUCUGUGAUGUCGAAGCAAUCUGCCUUCCAUCUGGUCAAUGCAUCUGCAAGCAUGGAUUCCGUGGAAACGGCUACAACUGUAUAAAAAUUUCUCCUUUGUUGCGUCAUCAAUCAAACGAACCGCUCAACUCGUGCAUGAACAGUUGUGAUCGUGAGACGGAGCUGUGCAUAUCCGGAAGUUGUGUCUGCAAGCAUGGCUAUGAGCAGCGAAAAGAUGGAAAAUGUGUUGAUGUGAAUGAGUGCCUUUCAUCACCUUGUCAUCACCUGGCUACCUGCACCAACCUCCAUGGCUCCUUUGCCUGUACCUGUCCCGACGGCUACGCAGGCGAUGGCAAGACGUGCAUUCAACAUUUGAAGAUCGGUGAACUUGGAGUAUUCUGUGAACCCGAUGGUAUGACACUGGUGCUUGGCAACGAGACAACAGCAUUUGAGGGAAGAAUUUUCGUCCGGGGACAAGCCGAAAAUCCGUACUGCGCGAAGACCUUCUCAUCCCUGCAACACGCUGCCAAACCGUACAUGUUCAAGGUUCCAUUCGAGCACUGCAACGUUCGUCUGGAAGACCAAGACACUUUCGCAACGACCGUUAUCGUUCAAAAGCAUCCAAUGUUCAUCACGACGGCUGCCGAUGCUUAUGACCUCCGAUGUACCUACCCUGUUGGAGUUCGAGAGGUGGAAUCAAAUGUGAACGUCUCCGAUCUCACGACUUCUUCUACACUUACUGAUAAUGCCCAUGGUCCCAGCUGUCGUCUCACAGUCACCAACGAGGCUGACGAGAGCAUUGCUGCUGCUGUAGUCGGACAGGCUCUACGUCUUCGAUUAGAAGUUAUGCCUAAUGAGACUUAUUCGAUUUUGCCUCGCAAUUGCUUCGCCAUCAACAUCGAGACCGGGGACCGAUAUUCACUGACAGAUAAAGCUGGUUGUGCAAUCGAUGAUCAACUGUUCCCCGAAUGGACAAAGAUUCGACCUAGUCUAACUGAGGCAGUCUUCAGGACAUUCAAAUGGCCGGACAGCUCGAUGAUUCGCUUCCAAUGUGACUGUAGCGCUUGUGUUGGAAAUUGCCCAGAGAUGAAUUGUGGCCGUCGACGAGAAGCAGCGAUGAGACGCUUCCGCUUCCGUCGUGUGCGUGACAUCAAAAACGGAUCCGCUAUCGAGGAUAGGCCCACUGAUCUUGACUAUGACGAGGAUGAAGAGGAGAAGGAGCUUCUCAAGAAGAUCAUCGAUCCAAAACGAUUAGCGUUUUCGUCGUUGGUCAGAGUACGAGAGGAUGAAGAAGAAGAACGAGCACAGCAACAAGUGGAUCACUGGAGAAACGGUGUAACUAUGGAAUCAGAAACGAUCAAGGAACUGGUGACUCAAGAAGCGGCAGUCUGCCUACGAACGGUCCUCGUCUUUGGCGCUAUGGCGGUGACAUGCUUCUGCGUGGUCGUGCUGAUCUACAUCUCCAUUCGACGACGACGAUGCAAAGCGAUAACUAUGCAGGCGAGCAUGUCCACAAUUGGACUCUAAACUUCAUCCCAUCCAUUUAUAGUGCCUUCAUGCAUUCAUCAACAGCGCUUUAG